Molecule: messenger RNA, 1958 nt
Organism: Malania oleifera
Lineage: Eukaryota; Viridiplantae; Streptophyta; Magnoliopsida; Santalales; Ximeniaceae
Product: homeobox protein knotted-1-like 1
Exons: 5
Coding region: 564-1511 (315 amino acids)
Biological process (GO): regulation of DNA-templated transcription
Cellular component (GO): nucleus
Molecular function (GO): DNA-binding transcription factor activity, RNA polymerase II-specific; DNA binding
Source: RefSeq, a predicted model, not a curated record
ACUCCCAGAGAGAGAGAGAGAAAGAGAGAGAGCGUGGGAAUGAACAGUACAGGCGUUGUACCGGAGUCCAACUUCACUCUUCAGUCUUCUCUGCAAACUCCACUGUUCCGCGGGACCCACCGGCGCAGCCACUCCCCUCCCGAAACGUGGAGGAUUCAUGUCACCGUCAAAUUCAAUCCUCCAAAAUUAAAAAUAAAAAUAAGAAAAACAAAAAAGUCCCCGCGGCCGCGACUACUAUAAUUACGGGUGGCACAUCCACGGCCACCACCCCCACCACCGCCGUGCGACAGCGAGCGUGCGGACCUGCCAUUUCAGCCCUCCCUCUCUCUCAUCUACCCCCAUCACCAUCAUCAGUACUCCCCCCUGUUUUUCUCUCUAUAUUGAAAGCUCAAAAAGCAAAGGUCCGGUCCCUUUCAUUCAUGAACGCAAGCAGUCAUUAAAACCCUUACCACCUGUGGUUCCAAGUUCCAAGGUCAAGUCUCCUCUCUUUCAGAUCCUUCGUCUGUCCAUGAGCUUGUAUAUGUUUAGUUUUUGAGGCUCUGUGCGUUUCGGAAUCGGCGGAGAUGGAAGAUUUCUACAGGCUCGACCCGAUACUUUCGUGCUCCGACGAAAUCCUAGAACCCGCGCCGUUCAACUUCGCCUCAACUUCCGAUCAGUUCUUCUACGCUCCGAGUAAUUGCAACGUGCUUCGACUCGACGCGCCGGAACCGGAACGGGAACCCGAACCGAAACCUGAGCCGGAGAUGAACGGAUCCAAUAUGUCGGAUUCGGAUCCCCUCAAGUCUAAAAUCGCCACUCAUCCUCGCUACCCUACCCUCGUUUCCGCCUACAUAGAAUGCCGAAAGGUUGGUGCACCGCCGGAGAUGGCCUCGCUUCUGGAAGAAAUCAGCCGGGAUAGAUCGAGCUACUCCAUCGGCAGCGGCAGCGUCAUCGGCGCCGAUCCCGAACUCGACAAAUUCAUGGAAUCAUACUGCGAGGUUCUUCAUAGAUACAAGGAGGAGCUAUCGAAGCCAUUCGAUGAGGCGACGACGUUCUUGAGCAGCAUCGAAUCGCAGCUCAAUGAUCUCUGCAAAGGAACAUUCGCAAAUUGUGAUCACUCAGAUGAAGCAGAUGGAACUUCAGAUGAGGAAGUAAGUUGUGGAGAGGUAGAAGCAUCAGAAAGUCAAGAGUCUUCUAGUGCUCGUCCAGGUGACUCAGAGUUGAAAGAAAUGCUCCUCCGUAAGUAUAGUGGCUAUCUUAGCAAUUUGAGAAAGGAAUUCUUGAAGAAAAGGAAGAAAGGCAAGCUACCCAAAGAUGCAAGGACCAUGCUGUUGAACUGGUGGAACACCCACUAUAGGUGGCCAUAUCCAACGGAAGAGGAGAAAAUGAAUUUAUCUGAGAUUACCGGAUUGGACCCAAAGCAGAUUAACAACUGGUUUAUAAAUCAGAGGAAGCGGCAUUGGAAACCAUCUGAAGACAUGAGAUACGCUCUCAUGGAGGGCAUUGGUGGCAGCAUGAGGGGACCUAUGUAGUGCGAUACUGCAGGUGGCCCUGGAAAUAAUGAUGUAUGGAUUAUGGCCUGGUUUCAACUUUGCCCUCUUCACCUGUCUAGAGUAUGUAUUCACUCUCCAUCUUUGUCUCAUUCUUGUUGAAUCUACACGUAAAUAUUAGGAUAGCCUCUUUUUUCAGAUAUAAAGAAAUCCCUGUGUUCAUGUUGUUGUAUUUUUCAUAUAAUUUCGAUAUCCAAGUUUCAGUCAGAAGGGAGCAUGCUUGGUGUUUCGGUUUUCAUGUGUCCAAUUCUGUCUUUCAUCUUAUACAAGACCACAGAACGGGAAAUUCAGAAUUCUUUUGUGAUGAAUACAGAGAUUGUUUAAUGAUCUCUUAUUUAUUUGUAUUGGAUGCUUGAUGUCAUGGAUUUUCCAAAUUCUAGCCUAAGCAAUAAGCCCUUGCACUAAUAAAUUAUUGCAUAGAUUUUGGGA